Molecule: messenger RNA, 1433 nt
Organism: Cinara cedri
Lineage: Eukaryota; Metazoa; Arthropoda; Insecta; Hemiptera; Aphididae
Source: the annotation of a GenBank genome assembly
GUCAAACCAUACAAAUUGUUUUAAUGAUAAGACUAUGAUAAGAUUGUGAUAAGCACGAGUUAUCACAUAAGUUAUUAAAUAUGUUAUGUUAACAUAUAAAUUAUUAAAUAUGUUAUAUAAUGUGUCACAUCAUCUUAAAACAUCGUUUCUCAACCUUUUUAAUGUCGCGAUCCCCCCUCUAUCUAGGUUAGGUAAAAAUUUAAACAGUAAAAAUAUCCUAUCAUUAACCAAACGAAAUAUAACAUUUUAAAUAUCAAUUUAUAAAUACCAUAUCUAGUAACUUAAGCUUAUCAAGUUUGUAUCGGGUCGUGAUAUUGCGAUUAUUAAGUUGGUUUUUAGUGCGUCUUUUUAGUUUUGUGUAAUUUGAAUUAAUGAUUAUGGAUAAAUAUAUAAUAAAACGUAAUGCUCCGCUACUUCUGGCGAACCAGCGAAAAAAAAAUUCAGGUCAUAUAACAACGAGUAUUUGAAGUAUGGGUUUAUUUCACUUGAUAAUAAGCCGCAAUGUGUUGUUUACUUUCAAGUUCUAUCCCAAGAAAGUAUGAAACCUUCAAAAUUAAUUCGACAUCUGAAAACAAAUCACCUAAUUUUAUUAAAAAAAACCAAUUGAUUUUUUGAGCGUAAAUCACUUUUUUUAAAAAAUCAACAAACUUGUAUUCUUAAAUCAAGUCAGAAUAACACCGCAACACUUGAAGCAUCAUAUUUAGCUUACAAGGCCGUGAAAAGAACAUUCUAAUAAUGUCAGAUAAAGUUAAUGCUUUUAUCAAAAAACUUGGUAUUUGGAUUAUUCGUCUCGAAAAACGAAAUUUUGAUGCAUUUGAUUUAACAUCAAAUUACAUUGAAAAAAAUGUAAACUUAAAANUGUUUUGGAUACCAUGAAAACACAUUUAAGAGAAUUAAAAAUUCAAUUAUUCGAAUAUUUCUCAUGUAACGACAAUGACUUCUCAAAUAGAUGGGUUCUUAAUCCAUUUGAUGAAAAUAUUGUUGCAGUUGCCAAAUUACCAGUUGAUACUUACAACCAACUGAUAGAAUUAUCAGCUGAUAAGACAUUACAGCUACAAUUUGCAUCUCAAGAUUUAAAUAAGUUUUGGAUUGCCCAGAAAAAUGAAUAUGGAAGUUUAGUAACAGAGGCAUUGAAAAUUUUGAUUCCGUUCGCUACUUCUUAUUUAUGCGCAAAAGGAUUCUCAUCCAUGGUGGCAAUAAAAAAUAAGUAUAGAAAUCGUUUGUUAUCACUAGAAAAUAACUUACUUUUUAUGUGUUUCAGAUGUUGAACCACAAAUUAAACAACUUUUAAAUUUAAUACAAAUUCAAAGAUCACACUAAUUAUUUAUUUUUAUGUUUAUUAAUUUUUUAUGUAUACCCUUAUCGGGAUAAUUUUCUUAUUAUUAUUUUAAUUUUUUCAAUAAAAAGUCUUAAAUAUUUAAAUAAAAAGGUAC